Messenger RNA from Coffea eugenioides, 1265 nucleotides. Its product is annotated as RNA-directed DNA methylation 4. Lineage: Eukaryota; Viridiplantae; Streptophyta; Magnoliopsida; Gentianales; Rubiaceae. Bases 78 to 1160 code for a protein of 360 amino acids. The record is from RefSeq and is a predicted model, not a curated record. The transcript is spliced from 10 exons.
AUAAAUAAAAAGAACUUAAGAAACCCACCUAGUCCAAAAUCACCCUGGUUUUUGUUUCCUUCGAAUUUCCCUUUUCAAUGGCUGCUACGGCGGCGAGUUCUUCGACUCCGGCCGAGAAUGACAAGCCCGUAAUUGUCAGGGUUAAAAGGAAAGCUUCUCAGUCGCGGAUCGAUGCUUUCUGGCUCGAAAUUAAUGAAAGGCCUUUAAAGCGGCCAUUGCUCGACUUUGAAAAGCUCUCAAUCUCCGAUUCUUCUACUAAAGUUGAGGAACUGAAGAGUAGAAAGGUCUUUGUGCGACAUGUGGAGACUGUGACGACUUCGGAGGUCACUGUCGAUAUUCUGCAAACACUUGUGUCUAAUCCAGCAGAUGAGGUGGAACUUAAAGGUAAAAAUGAAAUCAAGAGGAAGUUUAAGACUGAGAAUAAACAAGAGAAAUUGCUUUCUAAAGCAAAAGAACAGCAAGAGAUUUCAUCAAAAAAUGCUCGUUUUGAGCAAAUAUGGAGAAGCAGAAAGCAGAAGAAUGAGUAUGCAAAUGAUGAUGCUCUACAGGAGAUGUGUCGACUCUACGAUGUUGUUCGUGUUGAUGUUGAGAAAAAGAGCGAAGUUAAUGUAGAUUACUCUGAACUUGAGGACAGCAGGAUGAUGUCUGAAUAUUUGCCUCUCUUAAGAGAAGCCCUACCUAGUGUGGCAGUGGAAAUUGAAGCCGAUAUUUUUGGCUGCAUGGCAAAAGGAGAGUUACCAGAUAAAUAUGUCUAUGACUAUUAUGCUGUUCAGGAUGACAUGGAUAUCACUGAAGAAAAUGCUGCAAGCCCAUUUCCUUUGUUGCAAGUGGAGGAUGAUGAUUGCUAUGAUGGUCCAGAUGAUUCUGAAUAUGAAACUGAUGAUUCUAAUGCUGAAAACAAUCCUUUGAAUGACUAUCCGGAUGAACAGUCCUCAGACGUUGAGGAUGAUGUUGGUAGCAAAUGCUCAGAGGAUGAUUCAGAAAUAGACGGUAGAUCCUCUUGUCAUCAAUCAGAAGAAGCUGAAAGUAUCAGUCAAAAGUCUGUCAAAUCUGGACUAUCGGGACAACAUGAUUGGUCUGAAGAUGAAAUGUAUGAUGACUAUGAUGGUGUCGAAAGUUAUGAUUAUGGUGAUUUUAGUGACCUAGAGGAGUGGAGAUGACCAGAACCUUGGUUUUGGCCUGGUAGGAUUGUGUAUUAGUUACUGUACACAAGAUUGCUUUAUAUAUUUGGCAUCGUGAAUAUUUGCCAAGUUAGUACAUUCUUC